Messenger RNA from Octodon degus (degu), 2426 nucleotides. RefSeq names its product collagen type IX alpha 3 chain (gene Col9a3). Bases 11 to 2059 code for a protein of 682 amino acids. Gene Ontology annotation, cellular component: basement membrane. The transcript has 32 exons. Lineage: Eukaryota; Metazoa; Chordata; Mammalia; Rodentia; Octodontidae. The record is from RefSeq and is a predicted model, not a curated record.
CCCGCCAGCCAUGUCCCGAGCGCCCACCCUGGCCCUGCUCCUGCUCCUGCUGGGGCAGCUGCUGGCGGCCACCGCGGCACAGAAAGUGGGGCUUCCCGGGCCCCCAGGUCCCCAAGGCCCACCUGGGAAGCCAGGCAAGGACGGCAUUGAUGGAGAAGCUGGUCCUCCGGGCCUGCCUGGGACCCCGGGAUCAAAAGGGGCCCCAGGGAAACCAGGGAAGCCUGGAGAGGCAGGGCUGCCAGGACUUCCGGGUGUAGACGGUCUGACUGGGCGGGAUGGACCUCCUGGACCCAAAGGUGCCCCUGGAGAGCGGGGUAGUCUGGGACCUGCAGGGCCACCUGGGCUGGGGGGCAAAGGCCUCCCUGGACCUCCCGGAGAGGCAGGUGUGAGCGGCCUCCCAGGUGGGAUUGGCCUCCGUGGUCCCCCGGGACCCUCUGGACUUCCAGGACUACCUGGGCCACCAGGACCUCCAGGACCUCCUGGACAGCCCGGGGUCCUCCCUGAAGGCACUACUGACCUGCAGUGCCCUGCCAUCUGCCCUCCGGGCCCCCCUGGGCCCCCAGGAAUGCCAGGGUUCAAGGGGCCCACAGGCUACAAAGGAGAACAGGGAGAAGUUGGCAAGGAUGGUGAGAAGGGCAAGCCUGGCCCACCUGGUCCUGCUGGUAUUCCGGGCACUGUGGGGCUGCAGGGCCCUCGAGGACCAAAAGGACUGCCAGGGCCCCUGGGGCCCUCUGGGGACCGGGGUCCCAUUGGGUUCCGAGGGCCCCCUGGCAUCCCAGGAUCAGCCGGGAAAAUGGGUGACAGAGGCGAGAGGGGCCCAGAGGGCUUCCGAGGGCCCAAGGGUGACCUUGGUAGACCUGGUCCCAAAGGAAUCCCUGGUGUGGCCGGGCCAGGUGGGGAGCCGGGUAUGCCAGGCAAGGAUGGCCGGGAUGGUGUGCCAGGACUCGAUGGUGAGAAGGGGGAGGCUGGUCGCAAUGGAGCACCAGGAGAGAAGGGUCCCAAUGGGCUGCCGGGUCUCCCUGGACGAGCAGGGUCCAAAGGCGAGAAGGGAGAACUGGGCCGAGCUGGGGAGCUGGGCGAGGCUGGCCCCUCUGGAGAGCCAGGCAUCCCCGGAGACAUGGGCGUGCCCGGGGAGCGUGGUGAGGCUGGCCACAGGGGAUCGGCGGGGGCCCUCGGCCCACAAGGUCCUCCUGGGCCCCCCGGCGUCCGAGGCUUCCAGGGCCGGAAGGGCAGCGUAGGAGACCCUGGCCUCCCGGGUCCCCAAGGCCUCCGUGGUGAAGUGGGCAGCCGGGGCCCGGGAGGUGCUGCUGGCCCGAAGGGAGACCAGGGCAUCGCAGGUUCUGAUGGCCUCCCUGGGGACAAAGGAGAGUUGGGUCCCAGUGGUUCUGUCGGACCCAAAGGAGAGUCUGGGAGUCGAGGGGAGCUGGGACCCAAAGGCAUCCAGGGUCCCAACGGCACCAGUGGCGUCCAGGGCGUCCCUGGCCCCCCGGGCCCUGUGGGCCUCCAGGGUGUGCAGGGUGUCCCUGGGAUCACCGGGAAACCCGGAGUUCCGGGCAAAGAAGCCAGCGAGCAGCGCAUCAGGGAGCUGUGUGGGGGCAUGCUCAGUGAGCAAAUUGCACAGUUGGCGGCACACCUGAGGAAGCCUUUAGCACCAGGCUCCAUUGGUCGGCCUGGUCCAGCUGGUCCCCCAGGGCCCCCAGGACCACCUGGCUCCAUUGGCCACCCUGGCAUUCGAGGGCCUCCUGGAUAUCGCGGUCCCACCGGGGAGCUGGGAGACCCUGGGCCCAGAGGAAGUCAGGGUGACAGAGGAGACAAGGGCUCCCUGGGCGCAGGGCUGGAUGGUCCUGCUGGAGACCAGGGACUGCAAGGGCCACAAGGCGUGCCUGGCAUCAGCAAAGAUGGCCGCGAUGGCGCUCUCGGUGAGCCUGGUCUUCCUGGUGAUGCCGGUCUUCCUGGUGCUACUGGGGCUCAGGGCACUCCCGGAAUCUGUGACACUUCUGCCUGCCAAGGAGCCGUGUUAGGAGGGAAUGGGGAAAAGUCUGGCCCUCGCAACUCAUAGAAGAGAACUGAAGGAAGAAGCAGUGACGUGGUGGCCCAGGUCAGCGGCGAGGUCAUUGGGGCGCAGUGUGGCCAGCUAGUUAGUCCGCAGGCCUGCCUGGGCACCCCACAGUUUCCAUAUUGGCAGCCGCUGGCCCCAAGGGCCUUGGGAGCAGGAAUGGGUUGCUGCCGGGUCCUGUCCAGUCCUUCUGGUGGCCCAGGCAUCUGUGAUAAUACCUCAGACUCAGGCCCUAUGGAUUCAAACUAAGCCCAGCAUCCGGGAGGGAUGCAGGGUAUAUACGAAGAGUGCUGUCCCAUCCCAUGAGAUCAGACUCUGUCUUGUUUACAUAACAUUUGCAUAAAAAUGAUGAUACAAUCCCAAUAAAAUG